CAUAAUACUCUUAUCACACUCAAAGCCUUCUUGACUAGCUAUCGACCAUGGUCUGCCAGAAAGUAGUUGUCAAUGAAGUGUCCGGUUGGCUUAGAGUCUUCGACGACGGCUCAGUCGACCGAACAUGGACUGGACCUCCUCAGGUCCAGUUCAUGACUGAGCCCGUCCCACCCCAUGACGAAUUCAUUGACGGAGUUGCAACCCGUGAUGUUUUCGUCAACAAAAACCUCCGCCUACGAAUUUAUCUGCCGGAAACAAACCCUGAGGACGAGACCAAGCUGCCCAUAAUACUUCACCUCCAUGGAGGAGGCUUUUGCAUAAGCCAAGCUGACUGGUACAUGUACUACCACAUGUACACCAGGCUUGCUCGCUCCGCCAAAGCCAUCUGUGUCUCCGUCUACCUAAGGCUGGCGCCCGAGCACCGCCUCCCUGCUCCCGUGAACGACGGCUUCUCUGCUCUUCUCUGGCUCCGUUCCCUCGCUCAAGGAGAGUCAUACGAGCCGUGGCUGAUCAAUCACGGCGACUUUAACCGUGUUUUUCUUAUAGGAGACAGCUCAGGCGGUAACCUCGUGCAUGAAGUUGCCGCCCGAGCUGGGAAGGCGGAUUUGAGUCCGCUAAGGCUAGCGGGCGGGAUUCCGAUCCACCCGGGUUUUGUUCGGGCAGUGAGGAGCAGGUCGGAGUUGGAGCAGCCAGAGUCGCCUAUGCUUACCAUUGACAUGGUGGACAAGUUUCUGAGCUUGGCAUUGCCGGUGGGGUCCACAAAGGACCAUCCGAUAACUUGUCCAAUGGGUUAUGGAGCACCGGAUUUGGAUAGCCUGAAGCUGCCUCCGUUUCUUCUUUGUAUUGCAGAGAGGGACAUGAUUAUAGACACAGAGAUGGAGUACUAUGAGGCCAUGAAGAAGGCUAAGAAGGAGGUGGAGCUUUUGAUCAGUCCUGGAAUGUCUCAUAGUUUUUAUCUUAACAAGAUUGCUGUGGAUAUGGACCCACAAACAGCUGCCCAAACUGAGGGGCUUAUUUCUGGGAUCACAGAGUUCGUCAAUAAGCAUUGAAGAGGCUUAGUUACCGGGUUACUAUAUUAUACUUAUUAUUUAUGGUUUUUGUUUAAACCUGUAAUUUUCCCUUUUGCCCCCAGCAGUUGCUGUGCUACAUAUAUGUGAUCAGUCUCACACUCAGGUGGGCUUUUU
Molecule: messenger RNA, 1184 nt
Organism: Prunus persica (peach)
Lineage: Eukaryota; Viridiplantae; Streptophyta; Magnoliopsida; Rosales; Rosaceae
Product: probable carboxylesterase 15
Exons: 1
Coding region: 48-1049 (333 amino acids)
Molecular function (GO): hydrolase activity
Source: RefSeq, a predicted model, not a curated record